CCCCACGUGUCCCUCGCGGCGUCCCGUCGCCGCCCCAGCCCUGCGGACCCGAUCCCAAGAUGGCGGCGCCCAGCGAAAGGAGGAACGGCGGCGGCGCGAGCUUGUGGGCUGCGUUGCUGCUGGCGGCCGCUGCGUUGAGGCCGGCGGAGGCGGUGUCCGAGCCCACGACGGUAGCGUUUGACGUGCGGCCCGGCGGCGUCGUGCACUCCUUUUCCCAGAACGUCGGCCCGGGGGACAAAUACACUUGUGCGUUCACCUACGCUUCUCAAGGAGGGACCAACGAGAAGUGGCAGAUGAGCCUGGGGACCAGCGAGGACCACCAGCACUUCACCUGCACCAUCUGGAGGCCCCAGGGCAAGUCCUACUUAUACUUCACACAGUUCAGGGCAGAGGUGCGGGGCGCGGAGAUCGAGUACGGCAUGGCCUACUCGAAGGCUGCGUUUGAGCGAGAAAGCGACGUCCCCCUGAAAAGCGAGGAAUUUGAAGUGACCAAGACGGCAGUGUCCCACAGGCCCGGGGCGUUCAAGGCCGAGCUGUCCAAGCUGGUGAUUGUGGCCAAGGCAUCCCGCAGUGAGCUGUGACCAGGAGCCCCAUCGGGGGGGGCGGCUUUUCCUCGUUUCUGCUGAAGGAGCUGGGCGCUGGGAGAGCUGGCGCAUUACUGGUUCUCUAGGGGGCUGUUGGGUGAUGUCCUCUGAACAUGGAGCGGGGGUCUGGGACCCUCUGCCCGUCUUUCUUAUCAAAAAAGGCACUGGGGAACGUGAAGGGGUCUCCCCGGGGAAUCGCGGCUUUCCUGGGUCAGGCCGGGCUCUGGAUCACUCCCAGGGACAGCGAUCCUGCUGCCCUGAGCCCGAACCAGCUGUUUUCUUACAGUUUUCCCAGGGGACCUUCUUCCAGGCUAACUGGGGAGAAAUGAAGUGUUCUUCAUAUUUAAAUAAAUCAGAUGGUUGAAAAGCAGCCACCGUGGCAACUGGCACUGGUGCCAGCCUGUCUGCGUGCUUGGGGCCGGGGCCCGGAGGCAGCAGCAGGGUCUGGCCACCCGCAGCCCCGUGCCCUGCUGGGGACGGUGACGGGAUGUCACCACAGGCCCCUGGAAUCUCCAGGCACGAUGCCUCUGAAGGCGCAAAUGCACGGGUUCCCAAGGCGGUUGGCUGUGAACCUGGAUCUCCCCGAGCUCAUGGGGCAGCCCCAGCCCCACCCCGCAGGUCACCCCCCAUGGGGGGCGGGGAGUGCGGGGGACAGACCUCUCCUGCACCCGGCUGCUUGGUUUUCUCUUUCUGAAGUCGGAUUGCGGGUCGCAACUUAAAACAGCAGCAACCACAAACACCCACGGGCAAACAGAUAAAACCCCGAGAUGCCCAGCCGCUCAGAAGGUCCUGCCCCCCCAGCAGCGGGGCCUGGGAGCCUGACCCCAGCUUGCCCCUCCGCCUGCCCUCCGACCAAGCCUUCUUGCAAGCAAACGGACGGAAAAGAAGCCGUGGGCUGCGAAUCGGAAUCCUGGCUCAUCGGAAUCACAACUUGGGAUCGACGGAGGGGCCCCCUCCUCUUUCACUCGCCUGGCCGCCUCCUUCAUGCCAGCACGAGGACCUGGGCGCGGCCAUGACCCCACUUGCCAGAGAAGCAGGUGUGAGGGUUCCUGCCCCAGUUCGCACACCUGUGGGGAGCAGAGUGGGACUGUGUCCCGUAGACGUGCACGGGAGCGUGACGGACAGUGGUGAUCACAGCGUGUGGCAGCGGCAGGGCCCCCGCAGCCCCGGAGGUACUCGGGAGGAAGACCCCCCCAUCACUCACUGUCCAGCUCAAGGGCACAUGCGUCCACAGGGGGUUCGCCCCACUCAAGAACGGAUGUACUUUGAGGUCUGGCAGGUAUCAGGACCUCAGGGAGGGUCUGAAGCCUUUGUCACUCCGGUUUUGGGGUUCAGUGGACGGAAAACCGAAGGGUGUGUCACCACAGCACCCCAUAGAUGGCGGGCUGCCCGGGGCCACUUGCAGAAACAAGGCAGCAGGAAACUGGCAGGAGUGACAUGGCCCCUGGGAUCCCUGCAAGUCCUGUGGGCCUGACCCCGGCAGGAGAGACGGAUGUGUCCACGGUCAGCCUGGAAUCACUGACCGCUUCUGAAUCCUGGGGACUCAUCGAGGUUGCAUAGCGGUGGCUCCUGUGUCCUGGGACACGGCAGGACAUCCGGAUGCAAACUAGUCAUCCUCGCCCCCACCAGCCAUUUGCAGGCAUCUUUCUAGAUCUUUCCGCGGGACUCAAAAGGGAACCCACCCUGGCCCUGGGGUCUUUGUUCACUGAGCUAAGCCAAACCCUCCCUCGUUUGCGUGCACGGAGCCAAGCUCUGCAGGCCCACACUUCCUCCCUCCCGGGCCCGGGGGAGUGGACCUUGAACCUCUCAGCAAGGACCUCGGGCCUGUGACGCGUGUGACGUUACACGCGUGCUCGGUUUGAAAAGCAGGAGCCCUUGGAGGGCAAAAGCAAGCUGUUAGCAACAGCAAUUUACUCGCUAGUCCCACAUAAUGCAAACAGUUGCGUGCUUUUAUUGAAA
Mustela erminea (ermine) is the source of this 2543-nucleotide messenger RNA. RefSeq names its product myeloid derived growth factor (gene MYDGF). The record is from RefSeq and is a predicted model, not a curated record. Gene Ontology annotation, biological process: positive regulation of endothelial cell proliferation; positive regulation of angiogenesis. Bases 60 to 581 code for a protein of 173 amino acids. NCBI's taxonomy places the organism in Eukaryota, Metazoa, Chordata, Mammalia, Carnivora, Mustelidae. The transcript is spliced from 6 exons.